Messenger RNA from Populus euphratica (Euphrates poplar), 1488 nucleotides. RefSeq names its product nuclear transcription factor Y subunit C-9-like. The record is from RefSeq and is a predicted model, not a curated record. The transcript is spliced from 3 exons. The coding region runs from base 294 to 1217 and encodes 307 amino acids. Gene Ontology annotation, cellular component: nucleus. Gene Ontology annotation, molecular function: RNA polymerase II cis-regulatory region sequence-specific DNA binding; DNA-binding transcription factor activity, RNA polymerase II-specific; protein heterodimerization activity. Lineage: Eukaryota; Viridiplantae; Streptophyta; Magnoliopsida; Malpighiales; Salicaceae. Gene Ontology annotation, biological process: regulation of transcription by RNA polymerase II.
UCAGUAAUUAAAUUUUUAACAAUAAACUUUAAACCCAUCUUCUAUUUUUAAACUUCUCUUUUUAUCUUUAAAACCCUCGCCUUGACUGUCAGUUGUUCGUGUUUCUUUUGCUUCUUUGAGAGGAAGAUCACAAGUUCAACGAUCGAAUCAUACAGGACAGGACUGGAAAAUUCUGGAGGUUGCUGGGAAAAUAUAUAGAGGAGCUUCACAAUUUAUCAGAAAAUCUGUGUUUAGAUGAGCUCUGCUUUCACGAUUAUCUAUUUUAGUGCAUUGAUUUUCACAGGUGGCUGUCUAUGAGCUAUCUGGGUUCGAAGAGUGGAACUAUUUUUGUUUUAUUAGUAAAACAGAUUCCCGGAUUACCUCGUGGAGAAACCCAGUUCAAAGGAAGGAGUAUUUUUAAAAGCAUAAACAACAUUGCCAAGCCAGCUAACCCUGGUGGAAUGGACCAGCAAGGCCAUGGGCAGCCUCCAACAGUAGGCAUGAUUGGAAGGACAGCUCCGGUUCCUUGUGGAAUGGCUUCAUAUCAACCUAACCAGAUGAUGGGACCUUCUGCAGCUGGAUCAGUUCAAUCUCCUGCUCAACCAGCAGUUCUUGCUGCUGCUUCAGCUCAGCUUGCUCAACACCAACUUGCUUACCAGCACAUCCACCAGCAACAGCAGCAACAGUUGCUGCAACAACUUCAAACUUUCUGGGCAAAUCAGUAUCAAGAAAUUGAGCAGACUGCUGAUUUUAAGAACCAUAGCCUGCCCUUGGCUAGGAUUAAGAAGAUUAUGAAGGCAGAUGAAGAUGUAAGGAUGAUAUCAGCUGAAGCUCCUGUCAUAUUUGCCAGGGCCUGUGAGAUGUUUAUUUUAGAACUGACAUUGCGUUCUUGGAAUCACACAGAGGAGAACAAAAGGAGAACACUCCAAAAGAAUGACAUUGCUGCAGCAAUCACAAGAACUGAUAUUUUUGAUUUUCUGGUUGAUAUUGUCCCAAGGGAGGAUUUGAAAGAUGAGGUGUUAGCAUCAGUCCCAAGAGGGAGUCUUCCAGUUGGAGGUCCACCUGAUGCUCUUCCCUACUAUUACAUGCCACAUCAGCUUGCUCCCCAGGUCUCUGCUCCGGGGAUGACUGUAGGAAAGCCUGUGGUGGAUCAAUCUCUUUAUGGCCAGCAGUCUCGCCCUUAUGUGGCACAGCAGAUUUGGCCACAGCAAACACUGCAGCCACCUGAAGAUUCCUGAGCAGGCCAUGCACUGGCUGUAGUUAAAACAUGGAUAAUGCGAGUAAAUUAAAGGUUGAAAAGCUAGGGGUUGAUCAAUUAGACUUUUAUGCAAGUCAUAACGUGUCAUUUUCUAUAGUUUUUGUUUCUUUAAAUUUCAUCUGUUUCUAAUACUGUCAAGGAUGUGAAUUCAGCUGUUGUGGAUAAUUGGAUUAACUGUAAUCCUUUUGGCAUGUGAAAAAUCAUGGUUUUGGGGUUCAUCUAUGUUAUUAUUCUCUUUAUGAAGUCAUCUA